This is a messenger RNA of Macrosiphum euphorbiae (potato aphid), 1251 nucleotides long. Lineage: Eukaryota; Metazoa; Arthropoda; Insecta; Hemiptera; Aphididae. The record is from the annotation of a GenBank genome assembly.
AUGACGUCCUCAAAAGGUAGUACCACCAGUACGUCAAAGUUUACCGACCAUGCUGCUGUACUUUUAAAACAUCACUACCGUAACUCGCCGUUCCGUCACUAUGAUGACGCAGUCAGUCCACUUCUAGACGACGUGAACACUAAAGGGUUUGAACGAGUAAAAGGCUUAAUUCACAAGACUUUUCCUCAAUGCGAUAUUUUUAAAAUACAUCGUGUCAACGCCCCAGCGAUGUAUGGAAUGUACCUCCUACAUAAGGAGGAAAUACGAUUGGCCAACGGAGGAAAUGAUGUGAAGGAGAAGGUGCUAUACCACGUGACCUCCGAGUCAAACGCUGUGGAAUCGCUAAUAAGUGGACUCGACUGGAGGCGCACUCAGCGCUCUAGAUUCGGAUCUGGGGUAUCUUUUAGUAACGACGCGGACUACUGCAAUUAUUAUGCCAAUAAAUCCACUAAUAAAGUGGGAAUGAGAGUGAUCAUCGUAAGCACUGUGCUGAUGAAUGAUACGUAUCGGACCAAAAGUUUGAACAAAGAAAACACACUAUUCAUACCGCCCGGCACCGCAGAUACGACGGUGAGCCCUAACGGCCACGUUUUCGUCAAGUAUUAUGACUUUGAAUCAUACCCGUUGUUUUUUGUUUACUACCGUUGGACCCCGGAAAUUCUAAAUAAAAGCAAAUUUUUCAUCAUCAAAACCAACUACACCCUCCAAAGGUUACUGCAGGAAGAACAGAUACUGUGUGAGCAAGUAGCAGAUUUGCAUAUAGCCGAAUCUAGCAGCGUGCAAAAACGACGCCCAAUUGCCAAGAAGAAACGUAUACUGCAGCAACAACGCCGCGCUGCAGCCAAAGCGAAAGCAGAAGCCGUAUCCGCUGCCUUGUUACCACGCCGACGCCGAAAAGCCAUUAGACAACGCCAACAACGAAAUUGCCGCGCCGCAGCCAGAGCGGAAGCAGAACCCGAAACCGCCGAAGCCCAAGCGGAAGCAGAAGCUGAAGCCGCCGAAGCCAAAGCGGAAGCAGAUGCUGAAGCCGAAGCGCAAACAGAAGCCGAAGCGGCUGCCUUGCUAAAAUGCCAUCGUCAAUACGACAUUAAACAACGUCGACAAAGACUGCGCCGUGCCGCAUCUAAAGCGGAAGCAGAAUCUGAAGCUGCCGAAGCCGCUGACUUGCUAAGACGCCAACGUCGAUAUGAUAGUAAACAACGCCGACAAAGACUGAGCCGCGCCGCAGCCAAAGCGGAAGUGACCAUGUGA